Molecule: messenger RNA, 1376 nt
Organism: Hymenoscyphus albidus
Lineage: Eukaryota; Fungi; Ascomycota; Leotiomycetes; Helotiales; Helotiaceae
Source: the annotation of a GenBank genome assembly
GUUCAGUUGUUAAGGCCAUUGAAAACAACCCAACCACCCAACCGCCACAUAAAAUGACUAAACGGAUAAUCCCAAGUCGACGACUCCUCUCCACCUUCUCCUAUUAUCUACAACCAUCCCAACCACACGCACUCAGCUCCCAAUAUCGACCAUUAUCCACCAUCACCCUCGUUCCCCUCACCAAACCUCGGACCACCUCACCAUCAUGCCCCUCACCCUCACCCUCACCCUCCCACCAGCCCCAUACAAUCUCGAAAAGGACCUAUAAAACAGUGCAAGAACAACAGUCACGCUACAAAUCGGGGCCCUUCUCCUGGGGCGCGGGACUCCUCUUCUUGGGCGCGGGGGCGGCGCUGAUUUUCUUCUUUCGCUUUGAGAAGGAUAGGGUGGAGCGGGAACGGGUUGCGAAUGCGACGAAGGGUGUGGGGAGGCCGAAGGUGGGAGGGGAGUUUGAGUUGGUUGAUCAGAAGGGGAGGAAGUUUGGGAGUGAGGAUAUGAGGGGGAGGUAUAGUUUGGUAGGUUGAUUCUUUGAUUUCAUUUUGGUUCUUUCUGUUCUUUUGGGGGCAGGGGGGAUGGAAAGAGGCGGGUGGAUGGGGAUGUUGGAGAAGUUAGAUGGAGGAGUGGUUAUGCGACAGCUUCUGCGUGGGCAUUUCAGCUAUUUUGCUCAAAGGCGCCAGCUCCAGUGCGAGCAUUUCUUUUGCUCGGCAGUUGAAGAGGUUGCAAUAUGAUACACCUAGAAGACCCAAUUGAUGGUGCUACGAGAACAACCCUUAUGCUAACUCACCUCCGCAGGUUUACUUCGGCUUCUCCCACUGCCCCGAUAUCUGCCCCGAAGAACUUGACAAAAUGUCCCAAAUGAUCGACCUCGUCACCUCCUCGCCACGCUCCCAAAAGAACACCCUCCCCCCUCUCCUCCCCAUCUUCAUAACCUGCGACCCAGCCCGCGACACUCCCGCCGUCCUGGACGCCUACCUCUCCGAGUUCCACCCCUCGCUCGUAGGUCUGACCGGAACCUGGGAACAGAUCAAGGAUGUGUGUAAGAAGUAUCGGGUGUACUUUAGUACCCCACCUGAUGUGAAGAAGGGCCAGGAUUACCUCGUGGACCAUAGUAUUUAUUUUUACCUCAUGGAUCCUGAGGGGGAUUUUGUGGAGGCUAUUGGGAGGCAGCAUAGUCCUGAGCAGGCGGCGAGGAUUAUUUUGGAUCAUGUUGGGGAUUGGAAGGUGGGGGCUUAGGAAGGGGUUGCUGUUGUGGAGUAAUGAAUCGGGUUGAGCGCCGGGGUGCGAUGGGAUGGAAUGGAAUGGGAUUAGAUGUACAAAUCUGUAUAAUAUAGAUAGAUAGAUGAGAGUUUCGUGCUGGGACUGGCUCACUGCUCUGA